Molecule: messenger RNA, 2193 nt
Organism: Suncus etruscus (white-toothed pygmy shrew)
Lineage: Eukaryota; Metazoa; Chordata; Mammalia; Eulipotyphla; Soricidae
Gene: FNDC7
Product: fibronectin type III domain containing 7
Exons: 12
Coding region: 1-2193 (730 amino acids)
Molecular function (GO): protein binding
Source: RefSeq, a predicted model, not a curated record
AUGGCUGGUAUAUGUUUGUCUCUGUUUGGAUUCAGUCUUAUCUGUCUAAAAAUGGUCACGUCAGCAAAAUCAGUUCCCGAAGUACCCUUUAUUGAUCAGGCGUAUUCAAAGAUCAGCAACAGUAUCACCGUGGAAUGGGGUACAGUGCCUGGGGCCACUAGCUAUCUCCUCACGGCUGAGGACGGGGAUACUGUCAUUGAAACCGUGGUGGCCAAUUCACCAGGGACUGUGAUGGGCCUGAAAGCUGCAACCUUGUACCAAAUCACUGUCAGAUCCAUUGGUGCCACAGGGAGAAGUGAAGCAUCACCCCCAAAGCAGGCAAAGACAGUGUUGGCAGCACCAAUUCUCGAAGUGAGUUCUCCCAGUCCAGACUCCAUUCUUGUACGCUGGGAAGAUGUCUACAUGGCCACGGGGUUUUCUGUGUCCAUUAUGCAAGCCAAUGGUUUGGGGAGAAUCUGGAAAGAGAAUACCACAGGCACUUCCUUGACAUUCACCAGUUUAGAUGCUGGGACUCUCUACACCAUCAAGGCAUAUGCCUGGAAUGCCAAUGGAACCCCUGGAGAUGACUCCACCUAUAAUCAGAGAACAAGUCCUCGAGCUCCUGAUAACAUUCAAGUAUUCUUUGAUAGUGGGGCUCUGCAAGCAACUGUCUCCUGGACCUUGACAGAAGGCACUUUCAACUAUACUGUGGUGGCGCUGAGUGACACUUCAGAGCUGAGCUGUAGUACAUCUCUCAGUUCCUGCACAAUCUCCUCUCUGCAGUGUGGAACAGAGUACUUGAUUUCAGUUCUAGCAAGUAAUGAUGCUGGAUCCAGCAGAUCAACUUCAGCUGUGCCUCUGAAAACAGUUGCUUGUGCCCCCGGAAGAGUGACUAUCCAAGAAGACCCCCCUGGCCAUCUCUCAGUGACUUGGUCCAAUGUGGAUCUGGGUGAUUACUAUGUGGCCUUUGUAAAGAGUGAUGAUGGCUUGGAAGUACAUUGCAACACAUCUCUUACCCACUGCAAUUUCUUAUCGGAGUGUGGCUUCACUUACUUCAUUAGUGUCUUUGCCUAUAACAAGGCAGGGCAGAGUCCUUUGGGGGAUGUGUUCAAUUAUACCACAGCUCCCUGCUGUCCUACUGACAUUAACCCAGUGGUGAUAUCCAGCGACAGAGUAGAGAUUGUUUGGUCUCCUGUCCGUGGUGCUGAACUGUAUGAAACCAGGGCAAUGGAUGGAUUCAAUGUGGUUGCAUGCAAUGACACAGCUCCUGCAUGCACCCUUUCCGCCUUAGAGUGUGACACGAAGUACAAUAUCACGGUAUAUUCCUUCAGCGAGGCCCGGGGCAGCAGCACAUCCUGUACUUCUCAAGGUUUCACCACAGCUCCUUGCAGCCCAGAAAUAAAAAGUGUUUCCAAGGAUGAAUUCUCUAUGGUUAAUGUUUAUUGGCAACCCACAAAUGAAGAUGCGACGUACACAGUGACUGCCCAAGGGGAGAAAGGGCUGUACAGGUGCAGCAGUGUGGGUGAAUCCUGUGCCCUGCAUGGUUUGCCCUGUGGCUCUGUGUUCUCCAUCACUGCUGUGGCAGAGACCCAGGCAGGACAGAGCCUCCCCAGCUACAGUGUGCCCUUAGAAACAGUACCAUGCUGUCCUGCAGGCUUAACAGUAACCCAGGUGACCCAAUCAGUCAUCAACGUGAGCUGGACUGAGAGUACUGGGGCCCAGACCUAUAUGACAGUUCUGGAAUCACAUACCGGCCCAUCUAAGUGUCACACCUAUCAGAACCACUGCCUCCUGGGCUGCUUCACCUGUGGCAUCAACUACACUGUGACACUGAAAGCAGUUAGUGCCACUGGGUUGACUACGGACUGCGCUUACCAAAAUUAUUCCUCCAGUGCCUGCUGCCCUUUGGGGGUGAAAUUAUAUAGGCUGGGCCCAAAUGGCAUCAGGAUCUACUGGCAGGCCUCCCGGGGCUCUGCCAAUUACAGCACUGACCUCUCCGGUUCCAAAGGCAUUUUCACAUGUGUUCCAAGUGCUGGCCACAGUUUCUGUGAUGUCACUGAAAUACCCUGUGGGGAUGUAUAUACUGUGGUGGUCUCACCAGUUGCUGAGUCAGGACUGAAAUUUACCUUCUGUCCCAAAAAAAUAUAUUCAGUAACCUGCUCUGGAAGUACACUUGGAAUGGUGAUCUACCGAGGAAAGACAAAGGCAGAAUAA